Molecule: messenger RNA, 5433 nt
Organism: Marchantia polymorpha subsp. ruderalis
Lineage: Eukaryota; Viridiplantae; Streptophyta; Marchantiopsida; Marchantiales; Marchantiaceae
Source: the annotation of a GenBank genome assembly
GGAGAGUGGCGGAAGAGGUAGCUUCCUGCACACGCCGCUGGCGGAUCUGGCGCUGGUCUCGAAACUCUCCGACCAGCGACUCUGAUCCUGAUGCAAGGAGUGGAUGAUUCGGUUCGAAUCGAGGCGCUCCAAGUCAGCGGACGGUCGAUGGCUCGGUUCUAGGGAGGGAGGGAGGGAGGGAGGGAUCGAUGAUGAUUCAGGGAAGUGUUCAAUUGCGACCGUCACCUGGAUCCGUCGAAGGAAUUUCUUAGCACAGGAAGGAUCCAGAAACUCAAAAUCUCAUCUCCGUCGACCAACAGGUUUGGGCUUCACCAGGGAUCCGUUUCCACAGGGAGGCAAGGCAAGGCAAGGAGAGGUUUCGGAUGACAUACGUAGCUGUUAGUGGUUGCUAAGGGUACAGAUUGAUUGGUGCUGCUGAUUCAAGGGAUAAGCUCUGAGGCCGAUGAGGAAUUGUGGUGAAGGAUCUAGUGUAGAGCUUUUGAGUGAGUUGGUGAAUUACUGCAUCUUCACACUUGGAAAAGUCCUGGAGACGAGAGGAGGUGUGUGGAGACUUCCCAGGAAAGGCAGAAAUUAUAUAAGCUUGAAAUGGCGGAAAGUGCUAAGCAGACAGAGGCACGCUAGCCAUUCGACUGGCUGCUCAGAUGAUCUUCUCCUUCUGAGAGGAGCUAGGCUGAGCCCACACAGGUGUAGUGGCCUCAUGGCCUGGAAAGUUGUACAAAAAUGAUUAUUGAAUAGUCGAAGGACUCUGAACGUGCUCAAAAUGUUGAGAGGACAUGAUUCGCUGACUCGGCUCAUAGGCAAGCGUCGGAGACUUUCUCUUUCGGCAAUAUCUCCAAACAAACGAGCUCUGUGUGUGUCGAAAAACCAGGUGGAAGAGUUUUCUCUUUUAGGAAGCACUGUGGGAAGUGUUAAGAAGGAAAGUGUGGAAAUUCGAUGUUCAUCCAGCUCUUCUGUGAACCAUCAACAAGUCACAGAGGCCGAAACUCUUCUGGACGGUGCUAGCAGCAAAAAAAGUUUAGUCAAAGUGAAGGUAGAGUGUGUAGAAUUUCGAUGUUCAUCCAGCUUUUCUACAAAACAUCUACAAGGCACAGAGGUUGAAGGUCUUGUGGAUGCCGCCAAAAGCAAAGAAUAUUUACAGAAAGUGAAGCAAGAACGUGUGGAAUAUCAUUCUGUAAACCAAGAACAAGGCACAGAGGCUGAAAGUCUUGUGGACGCCGAGAGCACCAAAAGUAAUUUACUUAAAGUGAAGCAAGAAGUGGUCAAGGUAGAGGCGGAGGUCAAUGGAGAAUUGACGCAAUGUCCCACUUGCUCGAAGACAGUGAGUGGCGGUCUCGCCUCUAAUACUCACCAAGAUUUCUGUCGACAAGGAGGGGCAUCGGAGGGAAAACAGAAAAUUAAGCAAUCAAUCCUUUCACGAUUUUUCAGUCCAGGUGUGAACAAACUUUCAAGCGCACCUUCAUCAUCACGAGUUCAUCCCUUGCUUUCGGAAGAGAAGCAAACAAGCUUCGUGACGAUUAAGACAGAGGACAUUUUAUCUGAGAGGCCGCUUAAACCCCCCUUAUCAUCUCGAAGUAGACUGAAGUUGAAAAAGGUUAAGGUUGAAAUCAAACAUGAAGAUGACAACGAAGACACCGGCAGAAGAUCACAGUUGGAUUCACUCGGACAAGGUGUUCUGCUGAACGGUGCUGCUACAUCAGUUGGGCUAACGGCCUGGGAAACAACAUCAUCCAAGUCCCUGGAACUAUCAGUAGUUCCUGUGGAGACAAAAGUUGAAGUCAUUUGUUCCGGAACAAGGAACCACGUCGACAAUUCCGGGAAAGAUCUGUCGUUGUCUCAGUCAGCUAAGAUUAAUUGUUCUUGUUCGUGUCAUCUGUCCACAGAAGACAUCUGUAAACUAGAAGGUAAUGAUAAUUCACGGGAAAGUAUAGAAAUGGAGACUUACACAGAGGAAUAUGAUAGUGGGAGGGAUCUUCUUGUUGUUGUCAAGGACAAGACGACACCAACAGGAUUCCUUCCAUCUACAAAUGCUGAAGACUUGAGCCUGAGCACGUCGUCGACAGGUCAACUUGCCAAAAACUCAUUGGUUGGAACUCUGGAAACCAGAAUAGUAGGGCGUAGGUACAAUAGAGGUAUAUUCUGCGAAGAAGGAAUGCAAGUUACAUUACUGAGAGAUCCAGAGAAUCCCAAGGAUCCAAACGCUAUCAAGGUGGUUCCACUCGAAACUCCGCUUGGACCUGCAGUGGGCCAUCUUCCUAAGGAGAUCAGUGCUCACCUUGCGCCUCUCCUCGACAAAGCCUUUGUUCAUGUCCAGGGAUUCGUGGUAACCGUUCCGGAACAAAUUCAUGGGGAUGUACCUCUGAAACUCUCAUUUGAAAGCGCAAGUGCCAGCACUGACCUUUCCCUGCUCGAUGGGGCCGCAGAAAGCUGGCAGAGUAUGCUCGUUGCAGCUGAAAACGUUUCUUCCGGGAUAUCUCCUACUUUGCGGGUCUCGAAGUACCAACACAACUUUUUAGCUGUUAUGCGAACAGUAUUGGAACGUGAUUCCCACCUAUUCGAAGAUCAAGAGAAGCAUUUUUUAGGAACAUUUUAUGCAUUGUCUGGCGAUGCUCAAAGGCUUUUCAUCCGCCUUUAUCAGCGAAAAGGACCGUGGUUCCGUCUUUCGAGUCUUUCUUAUAAAGAUGUUGCUGACGUUACCACUGCCUCGGAUGAGCUACUUGCUUCCGGCUUCAUGAGCGCCGAUUGCAGUGCCCAAGAAGAACCUGGGGCAUCGAUGAGAACGAGAAUUGAAAUUCUCAAUAUGCUGGAGCUAAGACAACUUUCUGCUUUACUUAAGAAAAAGAAGGAGGCCGCUUCAGCGAGAAGGGAAGAACUUGUCAGUCUAAUUGUUUCUACUGCUAUGGAGAAACAAUGGAAUAUUGAGGUUUCAAGCAGCAGUCGAUCAAGAACAGUUAUGGAGAGUGUCGCCGAAAUUACAGGACCUUGUAUACGUGUAUCAGAACAAGCCGAAUUUUUGCUAUGGCGUUUGCAGAGGCUUUUCUUUUUGGAUAAGGGGAGAGAUCUUUCAUCCUUCCUCGUGGUGGACAUGGGAUUGGUGAAGUAUCCACAGUAUAAAUGCCUGAAAUCAAGACACGUUUUCCCCUCGCAUGAAGCCCUUGUUGCUUAUGAGCAGGCUUUGGAGGUUGCUCAGGCCAUGGAUAUGUCUCUAGAACUUAAUGACACGGAGAAGGCCUUAGAAUUUCUUAGAAGAGCUCGGGAUGAAAUGAGCGUCUGCCAGGUCGUCGAAUCAGCUGUCGAUAAAACCCCAUCAUUUCUUGCUCGCUUCUCGGCGUCGUACGUGUAUCGAAACGUUAUCACGGUGGGAGUAUCCAUCCUAGAACGCGAGCGAAGGUAUAAAGAAGCCGUGGAAGUGCUGAAAGAGCUUCUAAGAAGCAAAGUCAGGUCGGGUAGGUGGGGUUAUUGGACUUUGAGGUUAUCAGUCAACCUCGAUCACCUUGGUUGUAAAGAAGAGAGCUUGAAGGUUGCUGAAUCUGGAGUAAAUGAGCCAUGGAUACGUGGAGGUGAUCGAGUUGCCUUACAAAGACGGGUGGUCCGGUUAGGAAAGCCACCUCGGAGAUGGAAAAGACCUCCAUAUGCAGAUUCAUUGAACAGAAAGUGCAAGGAAGUUCAAAUUCGAGGCAGACCCCUCAAUUGUGUGACUGGCAAGAAAAGCCGAUUUUAUGGAUAUGAUGGAGAGCAGUGUGGUGUUGAAGAAUUAGCCUUGCAGUACUAUGCCAGCGAGGAGGGUGGAGCCUGGCAAGGAGUACACUGUGAAGGUGGUGUGUGGUUGACGUUGUUUGGGCUAUUGAUGUGGGAUGUACUUUUUGCUGAAGUUCCAGAUGUGUUCCAGAAUCCAUUUCAGACUGCCCCUCUUGAUUUGAACACCGAUCUAUUCUAUCCAUCACGACAAGAUUUGAUCGAAACGCGGCUCGCUGCCAUAGCUGUUGGUAAUACAGAGAGCAUCGUCACUCAAUCGUGGAACAAGAAUUUUGGCACUAUGUGCGAUGGUGUGAACUGGGAGCGUCAUUCGCUAGCAGAACUCCUCACUAUUGCAACAUGCAUUGGAGGUUCUGGACUGUCUCAUGUAUGUAGACUGUUGGCGGAGGACCAUGCUGGUUGGAGAGGAGGAAUGCCAGAUUUGCUUUUGUGGCGAACGAGUGCUAAUACUUCUUCGGAUUGUUCUAAAUGCUCAAUGUGUGGCUGUUCAGUGACUGACGUGUCCUUAAAAAUAAAACCUAUCGACUCAAUGAACUGCGAGGAUUUAUGCUUAGGAGAAGAAGGGUGUAAAAAUGUGACCAAAGAUUUGGUCCUCUCAACCAGAAACACUGCUUUGAGAGGUGAGGCCAAACUUGUAGAGGUGAAGGGGCCUCGAGAUCGACUUUCUGAACAGCAGAUGGCUUGGAUAUGGAUACUGAUGAAUGGUGGACUUUCUGUUGAGGUCUGCAAAGUACUUGAAGAAUUGAAAGACUAAGCUCUUUAUGUCUUAGUGACUAGUAGGUAGUUUUCACUGAUUAGAUAUGGCUGACACUUUCAGCCAAACAGAGGUCUGCUUCUGGACCAUAGAAAUAUUGUACAAAGCCUUCUUCGAGUUCGUCAAACGGACUCAAACACAGGUCCUUAUACACAUUCACCGAUAUAUCGCCAUACUACUCAGAGUCGGUAGACGUGGACUUGGCACUUGGACUACAUCUUUCUGCUUGCUGAUCCAAGCUAUCUGUCUUCGAGCUACGGCCAGGAUGUUUGACCAACAGCUGCAAAAGUUCAUCAACACCACCGUUCAUCUCAUGGUGAAUAGCACAUGUCAAGUGUCAUGCAAUCUGUAUUUUCAGGUAUGAUGUAGCACUUGACCCGCGGUCAGGCCCUUGUGAACUUACCCAUAAGAGUACAGGAAUCAAUCCGCAAAGUCGCGCACCAGAGCUUGUCCCACUUACUUUCGUCUCAUUUUGAAUACUGUCAAACGUAAAGGAAGACGCGCACGAUAGUCGAGACGAUUAUUCUCGUACCCAAGCCAGUUGUGCAAGUGGCCAAAAGCUGAUGGAUAACGCCCUGGAGAAAGCGAUAAGAUUGUAUUUGAGAUGUCGACCACGCUUUUCAGCUGGGAUUGUCCAACAUCACGUGUGGAGAAUAAUCUGGAGGCCUGAAACUGAGCGAACGGAAGUACUGAUAAAGCCGAUAUUGGCACGGAGGCUGACACCAUGCACGCUCAGAGAGAGAGAGAGAGAGAGAGAGAGAGGUGUGUUUGUACAUAACUUUUCCCAUGAUGCAAAUUCUCGCAGUAUCUCAUCUCUUGAGCUUGAAGAUGUGACGUGAGCAGUCCUCCGUCAGAAGAGCAGGAACGGCUCAAGUGUGCCUAGUGAUGCAGCACUAGGCACUGAAGUCAACGUCUCAGUACGCCCG